Molecule: messenger RNA, 2447 nt
Organism: Pelobates fuscus (common spadefoot toad)
Lineage: Eukaryota; Metazoa; Chordata; Amphibia; Anura; Pelobatidae
Gene: KLHL40
Product: kelch like family member 40
Exons: 6
Coding region: 205-2049 (614 amino acids)
Molecular function (GO): protein binding
Source: RefSeq, a predicted model, not a curated record
UAUAAAAACCCUUACAGCUGUAAGGUCGUGUCAGCUGUACAAGCAGAAUUUCUCAAUGCUGGUUCGAAUAUCAGAUUCUGCAGCAGGAAACCUCUCUCGGUCUCUUAGACUCCUUUUCUUUUUGAAGCAAGACAUAUAGGCCUCUGGUCCCUGGGCUGGGCAAAGGAAGGAACAGAAAGGAAACAACGAAACAACGUAGCAAAUAUGGCGCUUUCGGUACAACAAGCUGAAGAGUUACGUCUCUAUCAGCAAACUUUACUCCAAGAUGGACUCAAAGAUAUGUUGGAUCACAAUAAGUUUAUAGAUUGUAUUCUGAAGAUAAAAGGAAAGGAGUUUCCCUGCCACAGGCUGGUGCUGUCAGCCUGCAGUCCUUACUUUAGGGCAAUGUUCCUUUCAGACUUGGAGGAGAGUAAGAAAAAAGAAAUUGAACUAGAAGAUGUGGACCCGGAAGUCAUGGGAAAAAUUCUUAAUUACAUCUACACUUCUGAGAUCGAAAUCACAGAGACAAACGUGCAGGACAUAUUUUCGGUGGCCAAUAUGCUUCAGAUCCCGUCGAUAUUUACAGUAUGUGUUUCAUUCCUCCAAAAAAAGCUGUGUCUCAGUAACUGCCUGGCUAUAUUUCGACUGGGUUUGAUGCUGGACUGUGCUCGACUGGCUGUGUCUGCCCGGGAUUUUUUGUGUGAUCGUUUUAAUUUAAUCAGCAGAGAUGAAGAGUUCUACCAACUUGGUCCGGAUGAGCUGAUAGCUAUUAUCUCCAGCGACUCCCUGAAUGUGGAGAAGGAAGAGGACGUGUUUGAGGUGGUCAUGAAAUGGGCCGCAAGGGACAAGGAGAAACGUAUCGAAGCCCUACCAGUCAUAUUUGAAAGUAUUCGCUUCCGUCUUAUCUCCCCAGACUACUUAAAGAACAAGGUGGAAAAGAAUGAGUUAGUAAAAUCCAAUAUGGAACUCUUAAAAAAACUUGAGAUGGUCAAUGAAGCCCAUAAUGGAAAAUUACCUGUCUUAAAAAAGAAGUCUUCAGUGAAAGAGGGAAAAGAUGGGGAAACAGUAGUGAAUGGAAAUGUGGAAGAAGAGGAGGAAGAAGAAUUGUUACCUGGGAUUCUGAACGACACACUGCGGUUUGGAAUGUUCUUAAGGGACCUUAUAUUCAUGAUAAGUGACACGGGAGCUGUAGCUUAUGACCCCAGUGCAAACGAAUGCUUCUUUGCCUCACUCUCAGCACAAAUUCCCAAAAAUCACAUCAGUCUGGUAACCAAGGAAAACCAGAUCUUUGUAGCCGGCGGACUUUUCUAUAAUGAGGAAAAUAAGGAUGAUCCCUUAGGUUCUUACUUCUUACAGUUUGACCACCUGGACUCGGAUUGGUUGGGUAUGCCCCCCGUUCCAUCUGCUCGGUGCCUGUUUGGCCUGGGAGAAUCAGAGAACUCAAUCUAUCUGAUUGGGGGCAAAGAAUUAAAAGAAGGGGAACAAAUAUUGGACUCCGUCUUGUGCUACGACCGCCCGUCAUUUAAAUGGGGGGAGUCGGACCCUCUGCCUUACCAAGUCUAUGGACACACUGUGGUAUCACACAAUAACUUAGUCUAUGUUUUGGGUGGAAAAGGGAUCGACAAAAAGUGCCUGAGCAGGGUUUGUGUGUAUAACCCACAGAAGUUUGAGUGGAAAGAUAUUGCACCUAUGAAGACUGCUCGUUCGCUAUUUGGUGCCACGAUUCACAAGGGGAAGAUUUUUGUAGCCGCUGGCGUUACGGAUACUGGUUUGACCAAUACCAUUGAAGCUUAUGACAUCAAGAACAAUAAGUGGGAAGAUUUCACUGAGUUUGCGCAGGAACGCAGCUCUCUCAGUCUGGUCAGCAUGGACGGGACACUCUACGCAAUCGGAGGAUUCGCAACACUGGAGACUGAAACACAAGAACUGGUACCAACAGAGCUAAACGACAUUUGGAGGUAUAAUGAAGAGGAGAAGAAAUGGGAAGGCACCCUCAAAGAAAUCCGAUUUGCAUCCGGAGCCACCUUCCUGGCUGCUCAUUUGAAUAUUCUCCGAUUAACAAAAAUGUAGACAAGCCCAAUCACACCAUGUUUUAAGAAAGAUCUAGAGAUCGUGCAUAGAGUUAGUGCAGCCCGGUGAGACCUCAGCAUUGGAGGAAGGGCAUCGAUUUAUUACACUAUAAAUGAAAGGUUCACCCACUCAAAGAGGCUUAAAGCCAAUCUCCGUUAAUGUAACAAAUGUCUUACAACGACCGCAACGCAUAUAUAUCGGAAGUCACCGAGUAAACAGUCACCAAAGCCACUGCAAUGAGGGGAAGGGUAACCUUGUCCUCCUAAAAAGAAACAUCAAAACCUCUUGUAAGUUGGCUCACAGAACAGUUAUAAUCUUCCCUGUAUUUAAAAGUCAAAUAGAUAAAAAGUAUUCUCCUUAAAGCAGAAGCGUGUGUCAGACGGCAUCAGUGUUGGCAU